Emiliania huxleyi CCMP1516 is the source of this 748-nucleotide messenger RNA. RefSeq lists its product as hypothetical. Lineage: Eukaryota; Haptophyta; Isochrysidales; Noelaerhabdaceae. The annotation marks the transcript as partial. The transcript has a single exon. The record is from RefSeq and is a predicted model, not a curated record.
GGCACAAACGCGCAAUACGGUGUGUGUGUGUGUGUGUGUGUGUGUGUGUGUGUGUGUGUGUGUGUGUGUGUGUGUGUGUGUGAAGUGUGUGUGUGUGUGAAGUGUGUGUGUGAGUGUGUGUGUGUGUGUGUGUGUGUGUGUGUGUGUGUGUGUGUGUGUGUGUGUGUGCUGGGGGGGGUCACGUCACAAUCCUCGUCUGUUCUCCCGCCGGGUUGCGUAGUGCUGCACAACAGCUCGCAGUCGGUCAGCCCCGAGCAAAGAGCUGCGCCGCCGCUGCGAUAGGGGUCCCUAAUCGACUUCUUGGAAGUGACUGAUGUGCACUAGUGGGUGUGGGACCGCUGCGGGCUGAGCUGUCGACCCGUAGGCAAUAAAAGGGCCAUGGUGCACCAUGGGGAGAUUGUGGUGCAGCGUGAAGUCGAGGCUGUCAAGGUGUGGCUCCAGACUGACGCGACGCAGAUUGACGCGGCGCCUCCUGACAAGGGCACCGCGCCAUGCCGCCUGAAGAUCCACCACCACGGUGGGGAAGUUGGCUGCCAGGCUGCGUGCGUCCUGGGACAGCACACACGACUUGCUGACGCUGGCAAUCGCGACGAGGUUGACAAUUGAUCGGAAACGCUCGCAUAUCUCGUGCAUGACGUCAUCUGGGAGGUUCUCGAACAUCGUCAUCAGCAGCCGCGCUCGAGCGUGGUGACAGCAGCGGCGCGCGUGUUGUUCACCCGAGUCGUGGGCGGCUAGCCGUCCGCCUUCG